AUGACGGACACUGAUCAGAUACAAAAUAAUGGUCAUGUAGUAUUGAUUGCUCCACCUUUUGACGGUCAUGCCAUUCCAUUAUUGGACUUAGCUAGACAUUUAUCAGUCCACUUUCACGUUACUUAUCUUAUAUCAGCGUCAAAACUCAAUUUUAUUAAACAGCAUGGAUAUCUUGUCGAAAAAGAGAACAAUAAAGUGGUUUCUACUGAUACUGGAAUAGAUUUCAUUGGUCUAUUCGAUCAUAAUGAUGCCGAUUUUGAAGUGACACACUCCAAUGUGAAUACUUUAGUAAGGCCAAUCAUAGAACGUAUGUAUGAACCUAUUCAACAAGUAUUAUUUUCUCAACCGAUAAAAUCAACAUCAAUUUCUUUAUUGUCUACUAAAUCAAUCGAUCAACCUAUUGAUAUGAUUAUUGCUGAUAUAUUUGUUUAUUCCUUUGUUCGAAAUGCAAAGGAAAGAGGUAUUACGACUCAAAUGUUCUGUCCCACUAGUUUUGCUGUCAUUCCCGCACUAAUGCGUGUGGUAACAAAUGGAACACCCAAAUCUGAGUGGCCUGAUCUCACCCCUUCUCUUAUCGAAGCAUAUUCAUUUGCUGAUGGGGUUAUCUGUAAUUCAAUCGAGGAAUUCGAACAACAAGCUAUUGAAGAUGUGCGACAACAGGCAACUCUGUACUCAAAAGUACCCGUUCGAUUUGUAGCACCUCUUAUGUCUGAAACAUCUGUCAAUAAAGAUACUAUGGAACUUACUUCACGUGUAAAAAAUUGGUUAAAUACACAAUGGGAACUGGCUAAUCAAACACCAUCGGUUAUAUAUAUUGCUUUUGGUACAAGUGCUUCCAUCUCAUCUGCACAGGUACUUCAAAUUGCUGAUGCUCUCGCAUCUUAUCCUGUUAUCUGGGCGUUGAAAUCAAAAUUUCUUGAAUGUCUACCAUCCUCAUUUAUUAAUAAUGCAAACUCUUUGUUACUUGAUUGGGUACCACAACGCCUGGUUCUUUCUCAUUCUGCCGUGUGUCUCUUUAUAUCGCAUGGAGGUUGGAAUAGUUUACUCGAAUGUAUAUCAGCAGGAAAGCCAGUUCUAGUAUGGCCUCUUUUUGGCGACCAAAUAACCAAUGGAAAAUGCGUUGAAGAAGAGUUUCAUAUUGGUCAAUGUAUGAAAAAUGCCAGUUUUGUUGAUGAUCAACGAGUUGUAUUAAGUGCUGAGAUUAAAGGGUAUUUACAACAAAUGUUCGAUCGACAGAUGGAAUAUAUUCAAAAUGCUCGUCAAAUGCAACAAAAAUUUGCACAUGCAGAACAAAAUAGUUCGCUUCGUUAUUUCAACGAGAUUGUCCGAAUCAUUAACGACCGAGCAGCUGCUCGAUUAGACAGAAAAACUAUCGAACUUUGA
Molecule: messenger RNA, 1383 nt
Organism: Adineta ricciae
Lineage: Eukaryota; Metazoa; Rotifera; Eurotatoria; Adinetida; Adinetidae
Source: the annotation of a GenBank genome assembly